This is a messenger RNA of Capsella rubella, 1551 nucleotides long. RefSeq names its product putative F-box protein At1g46840. The transcript has 2 exons. Bases 1 to 1551 code for a protein of 516 amino acids. Lineage: Eukaryota; Viridiplantae; Streptophyta; Magnoliopsida; Brassicales; Brassicaceae. Gene Ontology annotation, molecular function: protein binding. The record is from RefSeq and is a predicted model, not a curated record.
AUGGACCGCCGUAAAAUCGUCCGAGGCCACACAGAGAAGCUUCCCAAUGAUCUCAUCAUCGAAGUACUCUCAAGAGUACCUGCCAAGUCAGUCGCAAUUUGUCGCUGUGUGUCGAAGCAAUGGGAUUCAUUACUUGUCAGCCAAGUUUUCAAGGAAUCUUUCCUAUCAAUUUCAUUGUCCCGGCCACGUCUUCUGUUCAACUUCAGUUUUAGAAGUAAGUGGCACUUCUUCUCAUCCCCUCAGCCUCAAAAAUUUGGUGACAACUUCAGUAUUGUAGCAAAUGAACAUCAUAUGGGUUCUUAUGAAUAUUGUUACAUACAAAGUUGUCAAUCUGUUCAUGGAUUUAUCUAUCUGAGGUAUGGGUCGAGGAGAACGAAUAUAUAUGAGACGACUCAUGUUAUAUACAACCCUUGCACGAGGCAGCACCUUACUUUACCUAAACUGGAAAUUAAGAGUAUUGAUUUGCAAAGCUUUCUCACUUAUGAUCCAAUCCAAAAACAAUUCAAGGUCUUGUGCAUGACCGUAGUUUUUAGACCACCAGGAAGUAUCUAUAGAGUCAACUAUAAAGUUCUGACAUUAGGUACUGGAGAGCUGUUGUGGAGAGAUGUUGAAUGUUCGUUUCCGCAUCAUCCUAUGAGCGAGAUGAAUGGGAUAUGCAUCAACGGGGUUUUAUAUUGCUACAUAGCUUAUGGAAAUGGCACUAAUGCUUCGGAAAUAGUUUGCUUUGAUGUAAGUUCUGAGAAGUUUAGUUUCAUAAAAAUAGAUAAGGACCGCUUUGUGAAGAAUCUCAUAAACUAUAAGGGAAAGUUAGGUGUCCUAGUGUGUUUUAAUUAUUCCCUUAGAUAUUAUAAUGAGGUAUGGAUUCUAGAUGACACCAAUGAAGUUAAAUGGUCGAAGCACAUGUUUGUUUUGCCAAUACAAGUAGUGAAAUCAAUGCGGGCAACUGAUACUGGUGAAAUAGCUUGGACUACUCCAUCAUAUGUUUUCUACUACAAUAUGGAGAGUAGGAAUGGAAGACAAGGUAACUACAAAAGGGUUAGAAGAGUUGAAAUCAAAGGAAUGGAAGACAAGGUAACUACGGGAAAAGAUCGCCAUGAGUUUCACACUUCCAUGAAUCAUGUUGAGAAUCUGAUGUUUCUCUAUAAGGAAACCGGUAUAAUUCAUGGCACGAUCGUGAAUCAGACCAUCUAUAGUGUGACGAAGGACAAGGCCGACCUCUUUAUUAAGCUCUCUCAAUAUGGAUCGUCAGCAUCUAAUAACAAUGUGACUCAGGAAGGUAUCAACCCCAUGAUCAUUGAGGAUAUACCGACAAGCAAGGGUCAUCACUCUAGGUUAGGAAAUCGUGUUUCUUCUUCUUCUAUUUACCGAGACCCCGAGAUCAUACAAGAGCUCAGGGAAAAGGAUGCUCGGAUCAAAGUAUUGGAGAAGACAUGCGAGACAAUCUUGGCACAGAACGCGGAGAUGAAGCUGCAUGUUGAAGAGAACGCUCGACAAAACGCGGAGAACAUGAAGUUCAUUGACAUGAUUCGGAGGCGAUUCGGGAACUUUUAG